CCCCGUGCCCUCCCCAUGGUGUGUUCCAGGUACAGCCCUCACCAGGACGCCGACCCGCUAAAGCCCCGGGAGCCCGCCAUCAUCAGACAUUUCACCGCCUACAAGAACCAGGACCAUGGGGCCUGGCUGCGUGGUGGGGACGUGUGGCUGGACAGCUGUCGGUUUGCUGACAAUGGCAUCGGCCUGACCCUGGCCAGCGGUGGGACCUUCCCGUAUGACGAGGGCUCCAAGCAGGAGAUAAAGAACAGCCUGUUUGUUGGCGAGAGUGGCAACGUGGGGACGGAGACGAUGGACAACAGGAUCUGGGGCCCCGGCGGCCUGGACCACAGUGGGAGGACCCUCCCUAUAGGCCAGUAGGUUUGCAACUGUGGCAGGUUCCCUGCGUGGCUUAGGCGACGCGGUAGCAGUGGAAGGAGUGGUGCUUGUGUGUGAUUUCUUCCUGCUGGCUGUGAACGCCUCUGUCCAUUAUCAGUUAGAGAAAUCGAUGGCACUCUAGACGAUAGCGGGCAGUGGGGUGAAAUCGAGAAUGGGAGAGAGAGGAAAAAACAAAACAAAACCAACCAACCAUGCUGGAGAUCAGUCCACAGGGCCACGUGACAACCGGAAUGCACGGUGUGGUUCCGGGGCCGUGUCAGUGGCAGACCAGUGUCCAGGCUCAGCGACCAUGGGCUCCUUCCUCCUCUGACAGUGCAUUGCCCCCCCCCCUUCUGAGGACGGGGGACAGAUAGACUCAGGCCAAUGGGGAAUAACCAGGACGGGGACAGAACCCGACGCCAUGUCGCACGCAGACAGGGAGCUUCCGUCAGAAGAGAUCACACUCAGGGGAAAGCACAGGCGGAGUUUUCACACGUCCUCGGGGCUGCCAGGCACGUUCAAGACGAAACUCAUGCCCCAUGGGCCCCAGGGGUUCGAAUGUGUUUGGUGCAGGAAGAAUUUUCUGCCGGUCAGGCUUGUGCAUCUGCAGAAUUGCAGGGCUGUGAGGAGGGUCAUGGGCUCUCUUGCAGGUGGAGUUCACGCGGUGGGGGGGGGACAGUCAGGUGGCUGGAGGAGGGGGUGACCUGGAGAGCUGACCCACUCAUGGAGCAAAGGGACCAAAGGGACGCGGUCAGUUCCUCAGCCUCGGGGGGUGGGGGUCGGUGCGAGGACGUCUCUCCCGCGUCUGACAGUGAUUCUGCUUAAACAUGAAUCCGAACCAGAUGGCAAGGCUCUGAGCUGGCCUGCAGCACGGGGGCCCUGCUGUCCGAGCGCUAAAAGCCCCUCCUGCUCCCUGAGCAUCUUCCCUUUCUCUGGGGAGAUAGAAUCCCUGCCUCUAUGGGCCGGACAUGGCCAGAAGCUCCCACCGCAGUGGACGUGACCUUUGCAAGGACGGUGCCGAGAGAAUCCCGGCCUCCGUCGGCGCAGGCCGUCAGGAAGCCCUCGUUCUGUCUCGUCGAAGCGCUGCUCCGUCCCUGUGAGCAACGCGGCGUGUGCAUGUUUGGGGUUGCUUUGCUGAGGGUGACCAGCUUCCCAGGGCCGGAUGUUCUGCUGACGUCCAGGGGCGGGUUUGUUUACGGAAGCCUGAUAGUCCUGCCAAACCCAGCAGGUUCCUCGUACGGCGUUUGUGAGCGGGGACUGUGCCCCCUCGUCACGGUGAUCCGUCCUGAACGGGCCUGGCUGGGCUUGGAAGGAAAGAAGUACACACUCUACGGACAUAGCUAGUCAGGAUGGGCGGUCCCCCGAGUGCUUGAAAUGCAACAACACACAGAGGCACCCCGGAGAACUAGGGGUCGAGGCGCUGUCACUACAGAUGCAGAAAUGCAGAAGUCCUUGGUCCGCUGAAGGCACAGGCCCAGGCUGGGGUGACUGGGGCUUUCCUCGGGAACCGUAUCUGGGCAGGGGAGCCCAACGUGGACGGAGACGGCGGAGUGCGGCCUGUGCCCAGGGACACACCCUCUUCUGUGAUUGUUCCCCUGCUGCUGCCUGACCCCCUUUAUGCCAGCCGUGGAAGGCGGGGCCGGGCCUAGAGCAGAGACACCGGUAAAAGCAUUCCAACUGGGCUCAAAGAAUGAAUGGGCCUAGGUCUGGGGCCACUGGCAAGCCCAGCAGCGCCUCCCAGGCCCUUCUCUGGAGUCGGAGACAGAUAGGGGCAUCUCUGAGCCCCUCCCUCUGCUGGGCUAAGAGGCCCAUUCUCCGGUCCCUUCUCUCUCUGCCUCUGAGCGUGCAGCCUCCUCCCCACCCUUUCCCUGAGGCCUGGAGAUGAGGACCUUCCCGGGGUCCUCUGGCAGCCCACACUCCUGCCCUCCCGGGGGCGCCUGCCCUCCCAGGGGGCACCUGCCUGUCCACGAGGGAUGCUGGGAAGUUACACAGUUAUCUUGCCACAUCAUCAUCACCUUCCAUCCUGCCCCAGACCCCAGAGACUUGCAAUCAGAAGGCUCACUCAGACGAAAACUCAUCUGGGUUUUAAUCUGAUUAGAUGGUUACAGCAAGGGAGAGAAGGCGAUAAUGACUACUGGCUCUCGUCUCCCAAGGGACAUAAUACUAGCAUUCUGUAGCAGUAUUUACAGUAUUCACCCAAUGGCUCUUCACAGGAUGGAAAAAUUGGGGGAAAUAUUUGAAUAGAGGUAAUUCCACAAACCCCAAGCCAGCAACUAAACAGAUAUCCCUCCCUCCUUCCUUCCUUCUUCCCUUCCAUCCAUUCACCCUUCCUUCCUUCGUUCCUUCCUUCC
Molecule: messenger RNA, 2705 nt
Organism: Ailuropoda melanoleuca (giant panda)
Lineage: Eukaryota; Metazoa; Chordata; Mammalia; Carnivora; Ursidae
Product: cell migration-inducing and hyaluronan-binding protein-like
Exons: 3
Coding region: 16-357 (113 amino acids)
Source: RefSeq, a predicted model, not a curated record